Messenger RNA from Lipotes vexillifer (Yangtze River dolphin), 2106 nucleotides. It is a transcript of the gene KHSRP, whose product is annotated as KH-type splicing regulatory protein. The transcript is spliced from 20 exons. The coding region runs from base 1 to 2106 and encodes 701 amino acids. The record is from RefSeq and is a predicted model, not a curated record. Gene Ontology annotation, molecular function: RNA binding. Gene Ontology annotation, biological process: regulation of DNA-templated transcription. NCBI's taxonomy places the organism in Eukaryota, Metazoa, Chordata, Mammalia, Artiodactyla, Lipotidae.
AUGUCGGACUACAGCACGGGAGGACCCCCGCCCGGGCCGCCGCCACCCGCCGGCGGGGGCCCGGGAAUCCGCAAGGACGCCUUCGCAGACGCAGUGCAGCGGGCCCGCCAGAUCGCAGCCAAAAUUGGAGGUGAUGCCGCUACAACAGUGAAUAACAGCACUCCUGAUUUUGGUUUUGGAGGCCAAAAGAGACAGUUAGAAGAUGGAGACCAACCGGAGAGCAAGAAACUGGCUUCCCAGGGAGACUCCAUCAGUUCUCAGCUCGGACCCAUCCAUCCUCCCCCCAGGACUUCAAUGACAGAAGAGUACAGAGUCCCAGAUGGCAUGGUGGGACUAAUCAUUGGCAGAGGAGGCGAACAGAUUAACAAAAUCCAGCAGGAUUCGGGCUGCAAAGUGCAGAUCUCUCCAGACAGCGGUGGCCUACCCGAGCGCAGCGUGUCCUUGACAGGAGCCCCGGAGUCUGUGCAGAAAGCAAAGAUGAUGCUGGAUGACAUCGUCUCUCGGGGUCGUGGGGGCCCCCCAGGACAGUUCCAUGACAACGCCAACGGGGGCCAGAACGGCACAGUGCAGGAGAUCAUGAUCCCCGCAGGGAAGGCCGGCCUGGUUAUCGGCAAAGGUGGAGAGACGAUUAAGCAGCUGCAGGAACGGGCUGGAGUGAAGAUGAUUUUAAUCCAAGAUGGAUCCCAGAACACAAAUGUGGACAAACCGCUCCGGAUCAUCGGAGACCCUUACAAAGUACAGCAAGCCUGCGAGAUGGUGAUGGACAUCCUUCGGGAGCGUGACCAGGGUGGCUUCGGGGACCGGAAUGAGUAUGGAUCCCGGAUCGGCGGGGGCAUCGAUGUGCCAGUGCCCAGGCAUUCUGUGGGGGUGGUCAUCGGCCGGAGCGGAGAGAUGAUCAAGAAGAUCCAGAAUGACGCGGGUGUUCGGAUACAGUUUAAACAAGAUGACGGGACGGGUCCCGAGAAGAUAGCACACAUAAUGGGGCCGCCAGACCGGUGUGAGCACGCCGCGAGGAUCAUCAGCGACCUCCUCCAGAGCCUCAGGAGUGGUCCCCCAGGCCCUCCGGGGGGUCCUGGCAUGCCCCCAGGGGGCCGAGGUCGAGGACGAGGCCAAGGCAACUGGGGCCCUCCCGGUGGGGAGAUGACCUUCUCCAUUCCCACUCACAAGUGUGGGCUGGUCAUCGGCCGAGGUGGCGAGAACGUGAAAGCCAUAAACCAGCAGACGGGCGCCUUUGUAGAGAUCUCCCGGCAGCUGCCACCCAACGGGGACCCCAACUUCAAGCUGUUCAUCAUCCGGGGCUCGCCCCAGCAGAUCGACCACGCCAAGCAGCUCAUCGAGGAGAAGAUAGAGGGUCCCCUCUGCCCAGUGGGACCAGGCCCCGGGGGCCCAGGCCCUGCCGGCCCCAUGGGACCCUUCAACCCCGGGCCCUUCAAUCAGGGGCCACCCGGGGCUCCCCCUCAUGCUGGAGGCCCCCCUCCUCACCAGUACCCACCCCAGGGCUGGGGCAAUACCUACCCUCAGUGGCAGCCGCCUGCUCCUCACGACCCGAAUAAAGCCGCGGCUGCCGCCGCAGACCCCAACGCCGCCUGGGCCGCCUACUACUCACACUACUACCAGCAGCCCCCAGGCCCCGUGCCAGGCCCAGCACCGGCCCCCGCGGCCCCGCCCACCCAGGGCGAGCCCCCUCAGCCUCCACCUGCCGGCCAGUCGGACUACACUAAGGCCUGGGAGGAGUACUACAAGAAGAUCGGCCAGCAGCCCCAGCAGCCCGGCGCACCCCCGCAGCAGGACUACACGAAAGCCUGGGAGGAGUACUACAAGAAGCAGGCUCAAGUGGCCACGGGAGGGGGUCCAGGAGCACCCCCAGGCUCCCAGCCGGACUACAGUGCCGCCUGGGCCGAAUAUUACAGACAGCAAGCCGCUUACUACGGACAGACUCCAGGUCCUGGCGGCCCCCAGCCUCCACCCACACAGCAGGGACAGCAGCAGGCAAGUGGGAAUUGCCACCCUCCUCCUCCUCCUUUCUCCUUCCAACCCCCGGCUACCGUCCAUCCUGCCUUAGUGGGUAGCGCCGGAAAUCCCUUCCCCUGCGGGGUGUGUCCUUGA